AUGAAGUUAGUGCGCGAGACCGCCGAGGACAUCGUCACUAGCCAUGAGCGUAGCUGCUGCGGCAGCAAAGAUCAGAAAGUUUCCAAGGAUGAAGACAUGCUCAGUUUGCUCAUGAAAUCAAGCCACUUUUCGCACAAGGACCUCGUGGAGCAAACGGUCCAUUUUUUCGCGGCUGGAACCGAGACAGUUGCAGCGACUGCCUGCUGGGCGAUUCAUCUGCUUUCGCGCCAUGUGGAUGUGCAAACACGCCUCCGUGACGAAAUCAGAAAGAACAUCGCAUCUCCUUACAGCGCAUCCGAAGAUUCUGUCAGCAGUUUGCAGUUCCACAAUCUGGAAUAUCUGAACGCUGUAGUCCAAGAGAUUCUUCGUUUCCAUUCGAUCAACACGUUGCUGUGGCGAGAAUGCAUCGAGCCAGCCACCAUAGCCGGAGUGUCGAUCCCCAAGGGAACAGCGGUCGUAUUCUCCCCAUGGGUUCUUAAUCGUGACCCUGUGUAUUGGGGUCCAGAAUCUCGUUCCUUUUCGCCAGAGAGGUGGCUUAAUAGUUCUAAUGGGGGCGCUAGCAAUACAUAUUCAUUCCUCACCUUCGGCGGUGGUCCGCGUCGAUGUGUUGGGGAACAGUAUGCUAGGGAUGAGCUGCUCUGCUUGGUUGCUGGUCUUAUUGGGCGCUAUGAAUUCACUCCUCUUGAUCCCGAGAGUGGCUCUGAUGAUGGUAAAGAGAUUGGAGAUGACUUUGCCUUGACAUUGUUCAAGAUCCUUGAAAAUUGGGAACUUAAUUUUCAAAAGGUUCCUGGUUGGUAG
Molecule: messenger RNA, 798 nt
Organism: Exserohilum turcica Et28A
Lineage: Eukaryota; Fungi; Ascomycota; Dothideomycetes; Pleosporales; Pleosporaceae
Exons: 1
Coding region: 1-798 (265 amino acids)
Molecular function (GO): oxidoreductase activity, acting on paired donors, with incorporation or reduction of molecular oxygen; iron ion binding; heme binding
Source: RefSeq, a predicted model, not a curated record